AACGUCGGAACUGUGCAAUAUCUUAAGCACUCGACGAAGUACGAUGACUUCUGCGGCGAGUAGAAAUCUCUCGGGAAAAUCACAAAAAGGAUCUGAAAAGAAGUCACAAAUGGCCGUAGCCGAGAAUCGAUAUUGCAACGCGACAAGUAAAAGUUUCCGAGGUUGGAGGAUCUGCCUUCACGAUGAGUCAGCUGACGAACGGUAUCUGGUCGACCUUUUACGAGAUCGAUGCCUGUAGAUUUUAAGGCGUAUCACGACAUUUUAAUCCCUAAGAGUGAGUCAAGAAAAAAUUCGAGAAGAAGACAACGAUGACACGUUCGGUCAUUUGUUGAAAAAUUAGUAUCAGCAUUCACGCAGAAAACGAAAAAAAACACUGCAUCAACGGCAAAAAUGAGUUUCUUCAGUUCCCUACAGGAAUACGUGACGAACAGCGUGGCUAGUUUUAGUUUGAGUCCAAAGAGGUUCUCCUUCAGUCGUGAGGACUCGAAGGGUGAUACUAGUGGGACCGGAAGAAGCAGUUCUACUGGAAGCGUUACCUCAACGACCAAUACUAGCACGUCCGCUGCUCAGCAAGCUACGCCACAUGGUUUUCCCAAGGUUGUGCCACCUCCAGGAACUGUCACAUCGUCGCACUCUCUUUCACGUAGACGCACUCUCGAAUGCACUCCAGCUUCGGGAUUGACGGUACAUCCUGCGACAGGAAGUGGUGCCACAUCACCGAGGCGAGUUGGCUCCUUUCGACGGAGCGGUGGAUCCAGUGAUCGACCGCCUCUAAUGUUCUGCCGUCGUAGACUAUCCUGGCCGGAGGUCGAUAUACAAGCUACUUCCGGUGUUCAAGAAACAGAUGGAUCUUUUUUUGAAAGUUUUACCGCAUUAUCCUGGAAACAGGAGAAUCGGAGACUCGUUGUUCUUCAGGAAGUGGAAGCAAGAGCGAAGGAACCGCCACCGCCGUCCAGAGAUUCGAAUUUGACUUCGCAACCAUAUCGACUUAGCAAAAAAGAGAUGGAGCAAUUGUACAUAGAGGUUCUUUAUACGAUUGCAAACACUGUAGGCGCCAGUACAGGACAAUACGCGCAUUACAAGGAAGAUCUUUAUCGAUAUGCCCAAGAAGCCUUCGGAGUCCCACAGGAUCAGCACCGACGAUAUCUCAAUAUUGCCUCGGAAGAAAAGCCACCUAUUGUUGUGCUAAGCGUGGUGGUGAUCGAAGCUGAUGGACUCGAGGCAAAGGACGUCAAUGGAUUUAGCGAUCCUUACUGCAUGCUGGGAAUACAGCCCGGCAACCCAGGUGCACCGUUGAGUCCACAAACGAAUUUAACGGCGCAUUCGCCGCAUACACCCCCAGCAUCCCCGAGGCAAGCAAUUCGCGCCCUUUCCGAUGGCGUCGACAUCGAGAACUCCCAUCAUGAGAAGCUUCGAAAGCAUCACAGUUUCAGGCUUUCAUUUAAGCGCAAGGAGCACAGCAGCAGGCGGGAACACCGCGAGUCCUUGAGCGGUGCUCUACCCGCGAAGUUUAUACGAGCUACCUCCGUGAAGCCGCAUACGUUGAGUCCGCGUUGGAACGAGAAGUUCCGUUUCGACAUUGAUGACGUCAAUACAGACAUUCUCCAUCUGGACAUAUGGGACCACGAUGACGAGUCCUCGGUAUUCGAUGCGGUAAUCAAACUUAAUGAAGUACGAGGCGUGAAAGGGCUCGGGCGAUUUUUUAAGCAAAUCGCUCAAAGUGCUAGAUCCGGAAGUCAGGAUGACUUCCUGGGUUGUGUAAACAUCUGUUUAGUGGAUAUUCCGAGUACUGGAGUAGAUCAAUGGUACAAACUUGAGGCGCGGACUCAAAGAUUGAAUCCGAUAGCGACACUAUGUCUUCAUAUGAACUUGCGCGGUUUUCAGGAAGACUUCACUGGAGAACUGCCGCAAACCGCACUAACUAUCUUACAUCAACACGCGGUGCAAGGUGAUGUCACUGAGUUGCAGCAGGCCUUGAUAAGGUGGGUGGCAAGUUCCCGGCAACCCGCCGUCGAUCCACGAAUGCUUCAUCGUCUUCUACAGGAACUUGACAAUCGAUGGCAUACUGAAACUUUGUCGCGCGACGCAGAACAGUGUCUGGCGGAUUCCUUUAACGAUUUCCUGGAAGUGUCUUUGAAAAAAGUUAGACAGCACCGGAUACUGUAUCCACCUCUAUAUAGACCGACUAUAUCGAAGUUAGAUUAUCUGCUUAGAUGCCUGGGACUUCUUUCAAAUAUGAAGGCUUUUCGAACUUGUUGUCCUUUCAACAAGGAAAUUCGUGGUGAGAUCAUUACCGCUCUUAGAAAAGGAACUCUUGAAUGGUACGAGGAUACUAGACAACAAACAAUGUGCCAUGAUCAGGAACCUGAUCAGGACAUCGAUAGAGUUUUGCAAGAUUUUACGAACUUAGUGACUGCAUUAUUAGUUGAUCUGGAACAAGGGCUUUUAUAUUACAACAGUCUCUUUGAAAGCACGAAUGGUGUGCCAUAUUUCUCAGCAGUUUACAAACAAUUAGAAAAACUGCUGGCGGAACACGUGGCGAAACACAUGGAGAACACUUCCGAGAUGCAUAACGAACUUGGCGCAAGGGUCACCACCGCCUGUUUGCAGUUACAUGGUCAAAACCGAGACGAAGAGUAUGUUCUACCACCCGGUGCUGAGAUAGGAACACCGAUAUUCGAACUUUACUUGGCUCUCCAAGAUUUUGUAAAUAUGAAAGAGAAUUUACCACAAUCGGACCAUAAAACUUUGGCGAUCUGCAAGUAUUACGAGUGGUUUAGACCAGCAAUCGACAAAUGGCUAGAUCUGGCGAAACUCAAGGCAAUUCAAAGAGUACGAAGAGCUGCGGAACUCGAUCGAAUCUGUACUGGGGAAUAUUUCGUCAAACAUUGCACAUCGGCAAUCGAUGCUACUGCGUGUUUUUAUCAAAUUAAAGAAUUCUGGAAGAAACUAGCGUGGCCGGAUCUAGUUGGAUCUUAUAACUUCGUGUUGAAAGUCAUCGAUGCAAUAUGCAGCUCCGCGGCUUACUACGCAGAGAUAACACAUCAGAAACUAGCGGAUAGCGGAUAUUAUGAAGAGCAUAUACCAUAUAAGACCACAGAUGAGAUGUGCGUUGCUAUUAAUGGUCUUGAGUACGUGAGAAGAUGGUUAUUGGAUCUGGGCGAGGAACUUCGCGUGGAACAGAUUCUAACUGCUUUGGAGAAUCAAGCAGGCGAAUCCGUUCGAAUGCAGUGGCGAAAUACUAUGAUAACACCGCUGGAACAAACUCCUGGGCAAAUGUUACUCUUUAUAAAUCAAAUAGUUUCGAGAAUUGGAGCAAAGAUGAGACCACCUCUGAAAAAAGCGAUGUUUCACUUGGCUUGGUCUCCUGACAGUUUGCCGACUACAGAAGCGAUUGCACCUCUUGUGGAAUAUCUAGAUGUUCAUCUGGUAACACUUAACUCGGCUCUGCUAGUCGCAAAUUUCAAUCGCGUUCUGCAAGACAUUUGGGAGGUAGUCCUUAGUGAAUUAGGCAGUCAAAUGGAUGGAAAUGCCGAGGAUAAACCAGUGAUGUUUUACGAGAGAUUACACGAAGCACUUGAUUUAUUAGUGAGAUUUUUCAACGCUGACGAUAAAGGCUUGCCUCUAGAAAUAUUACGUCGUCAGAGUUUCAUGAACGCAGAAGAACGCCUCCAGUAUCAUAAAAUGGACACAACUUUCUUGAUUGAUCGUUAUUAUCAACAACGGCUUCUGGACCAACUUAGCACAACCAGUUACGAAUAUGGAGUUCUAACGAUACGAGCUUAUUUAAAUCAUGAUUCUCUUUGCCUCGAGGUAAUAAAUGCCAGAGAUGUCAUACCAUUAGAUCCAAAUGGAUUCAGUGAUCCUUUCGUGAUAAUCGAAUUAUUACCGCGACGAAUGUUCGAACAUUGCGCCGAGCAGCAGACUAACGUCAAAAAGAAAACUCUAAAUCCUAUGUUUGAUGAGUGUUUUGAAUUUUCGGUUAGUGUGGAGCAAUGUCGUGACCCCAAUGCGAUGGUCCUUUUUACGGUAAUGGAUCAUGACGUUCUCACAGCAAAUGAUUUCGCAGGCGAAGCUUUCUUAGGACUCAGUACCAUUCCUGGCGUCGCCGACACAAACACCAGCAUAGACAAUUUCCAUGGCCUCAAGCAUCAAGAAUUACCGCUUAUGCACCAAAAAAAUCGACAUCAUCCAAUCCUCCAAAUACUGGAAACUCGAAUCGGUGACAAAAUGGCCCUUGACUUUGUGAAAAAGCAGAAACAACGAUUUGCCACGACGUAAGCGCUUUAAGCGCUGAAGAAAGAGUAGAAGAAAACCAUGGUGAUUGCAUUGCAAUUGCUAUCAAGACUUGUACACUAAUCUUAAGAGUCAAUGAAAAAAAUCGAGAAGAAAAAGGAAGAGGAGAAAGUCCAUCCCUGCGAUAUGUCGUCGAUUCUCACUUUCUCUUUCUCUCUCUUUCACGCACUCUACCUUUCUGCCUAUCUUUCUACCAGCCUUCAUUCCAAAGAUUCGUCAGAUCUAUUUCAGUGUAAAUCGUGUUGAAUAUAAUCGGUGUUGGAUCAAAAAAAAAAGAGAAAAAAAGGGAAGGCGCGAUGAAAGAGGCUCGAGAGAAAUAUAACAGAACUAUUUUUGUGUCGAAGAAGAGAUGUGUAGAGCAGAACGACGCAGCACAUACAGGAAACAGUAAAACACGUCGUAGCUAAGGAUAAAUGUUUAAAUGCCGUCUUGUCAAGCUCGAAGCGACACCGGAGCGACCGUAAAGUUCUUUAUUCUACAUUUUUUAUACAGGGAGGCCCAGAUAUUUAAAUAUCUCGCGCGCGCUUCCGAGAGUUUAAGGAUUUUCCUAAGAAAAACACGAGUGUUCAUGUUUUUGAAUAAAGUAAAAAAAAAACGAGACUUUCUCGCGGUCGCGUGAUCUGGUUUUCGUCUGUCGAGUAUCAACUGUAGAUAGAUAGGUAUCGGGAUUUCCAUGAUAAGAACAUAAAUAAUAUAUACGACACAUGAUGACUUUCUUUAAAUCGAAUUAUUUUCACAGCUUCCAUAAGAGAGGAAGUCAUCGAGGCUGUUCAUGGAAACUUCCGCCUUGAUUGCGCAGAAUUGAUUCACGACAAAAUUGGGAGGAAAAUGCAAGUUUUUUUUAUUAACACUUCUAAAAUUACUAUUUCUUAUAAAAAUUAUACAAAAUGCUUAAGUUGUACAAAUUUCUCUUCUCUGCAGACAAGGCAAAACACAACGAAUAAUAAUAUAUAUUAAUGAUUAACUUAUAUAGAUAAUGAAAUUACAUUAAUAAUUGUUGAACAAAAAUAAAAUAUAUUGUCAAAAUGAAUGUAUAACAUCAAAAGUAUGUGGAGUAUUAACUAAUACUUUUUUAAAAUUUUUUUUAACAUAUUUUUUAGCUAAAUUAAGAUCAAAUUAUUCUAAUACAUUUCUAAUAAUCCGAAUAAGAUUUUUUCCUCCCCGAAGAGCAGCCGCGCCGCUUCAGCGUCGCUUCGACGGCGCGAAUCAAGCCGCAAAGGUUGAUAUUUUUCUUACUCUUUAUUGGCUAAAAUCUCUUUCUAUCUUUUCGGCAUCUAAUCUUUCUAAUAACUAAAUUAUCAACCGCUUUUCUCGCUGAUCCGCUUACGCGACAACAGAGACGCUUCUGUCAAAAUGUUUUACUCUGUGAUUUCUUCAGCAUCGGAAGAAAAAACAAAAUUUGAGAAUGUAUCAGAGAUACAAAUUUCACUUUCAAACAUAACUAUUAUUAAAUUGAAUGUAUGUUUCGCUUGAAAAGCGUUCUCUGUAUGCAUCGCUCUCAGUACUAGAUUUUUCUAUUGAAUUUAUUUUGCUAGUACAGAACAUGUAAUUCUAUGUAGCUUUUCUAACUUUCCGAUGCGACGUUGAUGAAUUCUUCGUGAUUAACGUUUAAAGCAUAUGUUAAAACACUCAUAAUCGAAUAAAAAAUUGACCAUGAAAUUGAAAACAAAAUUAGUAAUUAUUAAUUUUUCAAAAUGCAAUCUUUUUUAACUUACUCCAAGUCUUUUAAUUUUUUGGAGAACGAAAUAGCAGAUUGUGAUAAGGAUAGUAUAUACACUUUAUCAAAUAUAUGUAAAAAAAAUUUAAUAAUAUUCGUUUUUGUUCUAGUAAUUUAUAUAACUAAUUUAAAAUACAUGAGCAGAUAAUACGUCACUAUGAAAAUAGUCGCAUUUCGUUUUAUGUUCGUCAUUAUAUAAUUAUUGAUAUAAAGAAAUUGAAUGCAAACAAAUUGAACGUGCAAAGAAUGAGAACGUAAUAAAGGAUGACGACAAAAGAGAAAGAAUUCAUUGUCAAACGCACAUAUGUAAAUUUUUCUAAUGCACGUAUCACUUUGUUAUGUAAUUAUACAAAAAAAAGAUAAUUAUACAACAUUCCGCGUAACACACCUUAAUAUUUUGCACACUUGUAUAAUAAAAAGGAACCGAAAAAAGGAAAACAAUUACGAAGAACGAGAUUCGUCUGUUUGAUUCUCAAUAUAUUUCGUGCAUUAAGUCCAACUAAACUGUACUAUUUGCUUUUCCAACUUUUUUCAAUCACCUAAAAGGAAUGUAAGAUCUAUCUUGUAUCGUGACAAAUAAAUUAAUAUAAAUGUUUGUUUGAGUAA
This is a messenger RNA of Acromyrmex echinatior (Panamanian leafcutter ant), 6619 nucleotides long. It is a transcript of the gene unc-13-4A, whose product is annotated as BAI1 associated protein 3. Gene Ontology annotation, cellular component: secretory vesicle. NCBI's taxonomy places the organism in Eukaryota, Metazoa, Arthropoda, Insecta, Hymenoptera, Formicidae. The record is from RefSeq and is a predicted model, not a curated record.